Molecule: messenger RNA, 733 nt
Organism: Thrips palmi
Lineage: Eukaryota; Metazoa; Arthropoda; Insecta; Thysanoptera; Thripidae
Product: ARL14 effector protein-like
Exons: 2
Coding region: 53-733 (226 amino acids)
Source: RefSeq, a predicted model, not a curated record
UGAGCAUUGACUUUGAGUCGAUUUUAUGCCCUGAAAAGGUUCCCCCUACACAAUGGGCCGAGCAGACACCAAGAAGUGUUUCCUGAGAAAGGUACAACAUCUUCCUGAUGUUGGUGCCUGCUCUGGGGAUUUCACUGCAAGAGCCAGCCUAUCUCCAGAAAGGAUUCGUUUGCUCAAGAUCAGAAGUGGCUGCAGAAAGAGUUUGCAGUAUGUUUGUGAUGGACAUUUCACUAAGUUCAUUCACCGCUUUGAAGCACACCAGAAAAACUGCUGUCUUCAUGAGUCAACAUCUGUUCAUGAUGGCCCUCCAGCCAAAAAGAAAAACACUGGCACUCCUCAAUUGCAUGUUAUUACACUCCAAAUGCGGGACAGUGCCAAAACUAUUGGACUUGCUUUGGUGCCCGGCAAGAAAGUGUGUGUCAAGUGCAAGAUUGACCUGAACGCUAAAAUCAAAGCUGCUGAAAAAUCUGCCGCAGAAAAGGCUGCUCAAGAAUCUUCAAGCAACGCUCCUGACCCGGCUUCAAUUUCCAACCCUCCUAUAUUUUCGUCACCUAGUGUAGGGUCUACUUUGGCCCCCAGUGAUAUUACAACUCCCACUGUACCUGCAGAUAGAAAGGCUUCUAAAGAAGAGUUUUUUCAGGAGAGUAUUGAUGGAUUAAAUACUUGGCUGUCCUCUCUUGGAUUCUCUCCUGUGAAUGAAAGGAAAUUAAAGACUCAGAAGAGCUCACACUAA